Phycodurus eques (leafy seadragon) is the source of this 1543-nucleotide messenger RNA. RefSeq names its product galactosidase, alpha (gene gla). The record is from RefSeq and is a predicted model, not a curated record. Gene Ontology annotation, biological process: glycoside catabolic process; glycosylceramide catabolic process; oligosaccharide metabolic process. Gene Ontology annotation, molecular function: alpha-galactosidase activity. Lineage: Eukaryota; Metazoa; Chordata; Actinopteri; Syngnathiformes; Syngnathidae. Gene Ontology annotation, cellular component: cytoplasm. The transcript has 7 exons. The coding region runs from base 51 to 1346 and encodes 431 amino acids.
CAAUAACAGCCGGCAAAUGUAAUGCUAUGCCGGAGAAAUAAAAAGGAAAUAUGUCCCUCGCAGCAGGCCCGUGGAUGCUGUUUGUCGUGGGUUUGUGGGGCCACGCCGUAGCUCUCGACAACGGCCUGGCGAGGACCCCCACGAUGGGUUGGCUGCACUGGGAGAGGUUCAUGUGUAACACCGACUGCGACGCGGACCCGGAAAACUGCAUUAGUGAACGUCUGUACAUGCAGAUGGCAGACAUCAUGGCAGCUGAGGGCUGGAAGGAGGCCGGCUACCGGUAUGUCUGCAUUGACGACUGCUGGAUGGGUCCGAGUCGAGACGCAGGGGGCCGCCUGCAAGCGGACCCUCGCAGGUUCCAGGGGGGCAUCAAGAAACUGGCCGACUAUGUGCAUUCAAAGGGUCUGAAGUUGGGCAUCUAUGCAGAUGUGGGUAGAACCACCUGUGCCGGAUACCCUGGCAGUCUGGGUCACUAUGACACAGACGCUCAGACCUUUGCUGAGUGGGAAGUGGACCUGCUCAAGUUUGAUGGCUGCUCCAUGGAUGGAACUUUGCUUGAGGAAGGCUAUGUGAAUAUGUCCAAAGCUCUGAACAGAACCGGAAGACCCAUCCUAUAUUCUUGUGAGUGGCCUUUGUACGAGUGGCCUUCCCAGAAGCCAAACUACAACGCCGUUGCAGAGACAUGCAACCAGUGGCGCAACUUUGCCGAUGUCUACGACUCAUGGAGCAGCAUCAAGUCCAUCCUGGACUGGACCGUUACCCAUCAGGACAUCAUUGCACCCUCAGCCGGUCCCGGGGGCUGGAAUGACCCAGAUAUGCUGGUGAUCGGGAACUUUGGCCUGAGUCUGGACCAGCAGGAGUCCCAUAUGGCGCUAUGGGCCAUCAUGGCGGCCCCGCUGCUCAUGUCAAACGACCUGAGGUCCAUCUGUCGGCGCUCGAAGGAGCUGCUGCAGAACCGCCACAUCAUCUCCAUCAGCCAGGACAACCUGGGAAAACAGGGCUUCCGCACAGCCAAGGUAGAGCAUUUUGAGGUGUGGGAGAGGCCUCUGUCCAAUGGGAGGCUUGCCAUAGCAGCACUCAACACACAGGAGAUAGGAGGCCCACGGAGGUUCUCCUUACAAGGGGUUCCCGGCUGGAAGAUGUGCACCCCGCUUUGCAACGUCACGCAGAUUCUGCCCCAAUAUGAGGUAGUGGGUGUUCAGAUCGGACACUGGGUCUCCGUUAACCCUUCAGGCACUGCUCUGUUUGUGAUCACGCCCACCAGCAGCUAUGAAAAGAGAUUCCUUCAGAUGCAAUGGGCAGAAAAAGACACUUCUAUAGAACAUAGAAAAAACUUUCAAUUAUAAUUAGACUUCACACCUAUAUGAUCGGUCUGACAGCAAAUAAUUAUUUUUAAAUAAAUAAAAAUACGUCAGCGGCGUGGGACAAGACGACACGUCUGAGACAGACAGCACGUAAAGCCUGGAUCAGACUACAAGACAAAUUUGGGUUUUCAUGAUUACACUGUCAGACUACUGCAAUAAAAUCUUCACAUCCACUUUCA